Schistosoma spindalis is the source of this 1497-nucleotide messenger RNA. NCBI's taxonomy places the organism in Eukaryota, Metazoa, Platyhelminthes, Trematoda, Strigeidida, Schistosomatidae. The record is from the annotation of a GenBank genome assembly.
AUGGAAAUACCUGUAUCUGAUUUGUGUUUUGGAAUUACUUGUAAAGUUGAACAACCAAUGGGGUUGGAUGGUGUGGUCUGCAAAUCAUCAAAUGAAUUCAUAUCAAAUAAUUUCAACAUUGGGCUUGGAAACUACAUAAAAGCGGAAGAAUGUAAUUAUGAUAACACUACAGAUGACAGCCUAAUAGAUAAUAAGUUAGGAAUUUUACGAGAUAAUCAAUCGUUGUAUUUGGAGGAUAGUUUUAAACAUAAAUAUAAUUCUAAUGAUGGUCACGUUGUUAAUGCUCAUAACCGUAAUAAUGGUGGUACAACUUUUAAGCAACAUCGAAUUUCAUCAGUACGAGAUUCUGAAAAAGGAGUGAAACUGUCGUGUGGUUUUUGCAGCAAGACGUUUUCAACAAGAACUGGACAGGAUCGUCACAUUAAAAGCAUUCACAAAAGAAUAAAAUAUUCUUGUAUUCAAUGUGACAGAAAGUUUUCAGGUAAAUUCCAUUUAAUUGAACACAAGAAAGUUAUUCAUGAAGGUAUUAAUCUUUCAUGUGAUAUAUGUGACAGGAACUUCACUACGAAAUCCCAACUAACUAGACACAUAAAAUCAAUUCAUCAAGGAAUAAAAUAUCCAUGUAGUCAAUGUAACAAAAAGCUUUCUACGAAAUAUGAUUUAUAUGUACACAAAAAAGUUAUUCAUGAAGGAAUAAGACAUCCUUGUAAUCAAUGUGAUAGAAGGUUUGGAUCUAAAUCCAAAUUAAAUGAUCACAUAAAAGUUGCUCACGAAGGUGUAACUUUUCCAUGCGAUAAAUGUGGUAAAAUAUUCUCUUCGAAUGGCGCUCUUUGCAGACAUCUACAAUCCGUUCAUCAAGGAAUAAAAUAUCCAUGUAAUCAGUGUGACAGAUUGUAUACAUCAAGAUUUCAUUUAAAUGAACACUUGAGAGCUAGUCAUAAAGGUGUAAAAUUUACCUGUGAUCUAUGUAACAAAGAAUUUGCCUUUAAAGUAGGCUUAGAUGAACAUAAUAAGAGUAUUCAUGAAGGAAUAAAGUAUCCAUGUGAUCAAUGUAGUAAAACGUUUUCGUAUAAACGUAUGUUAAAUAACCACGUGAAGUCUAUUCAUAAAGGAAUAAAACUUACUUGUAAGCAAUGUGAUAGGAAGUUUAAUUGUAAAUCCAAUCUAAACGGACACGUGAGGUCUGCUCAUGAAGGUAUAUUUUUCCAAUGUGAUGAAUGUGAUAAGAAGUUCACUGCGAAAUCCCAACUAAAUAUACACAUACAAUCAAUUCAUCAAGGAGUGAGGUUUACUUGUGAAAAAUGUGGCAAAAAAUUUAAAAAACAGAGUACAUUAAAUGAUCAUGUUAAAGUUAUCCAUGAAGGAUUUAAAUAUCCCUGUCAGUUCUGUGGGCAACCAUUUUCAACAAAGAGCCAUAAGUUGUCUAUUUAUUUACUUAAUUAUGGUUGUUACUAUGGUGUGAUAAUCAAGUCUUUUUGCACCAUAUUCCAAAUGUGA